GGUUGCUCUUUCUGUAAGUCUUGGACUUCUUAACAGUUCCUAAAGAUGCGUGAUAUCGAGUAUGUUUUUAAUGAUUGUAGUUGUCGCUCUUUGUUGCCGCUCUUGACCAAACUAUCAUGGCAACCGCCAUUCCAACAAUAUCAGCGGAACUCCAUUCUGCGUCUGGCUACACCUGGAUUGGCGGUGCUUAUCUUCUUGCAAAUGCUGCCGCAGCCACGAUCUGGGCCAAGCUGUCGGAUAUCUGGGGACGGAAGCCAAUCUUGCUAUCUGCAGUUGCCUUGUUCUUUGGCAGUUCUAUAAUAUGUGCGACCGCUGUUGAUAUGACUAUGCUUAUCGUCGGUAGAGCUCUGCAAGGGACAGCCGGAGGUGGCCUCAUCCAGCUGGUGACGAUCACUAUUUCCGAUCUGUUUAGCGUCAGACACCGCAGUCUUUAUCUCGGACUCCUCGAGUUCAUGUGGGCUAUCGCUGGUGGUGUCGGACCGCUGAUGGGUGGUGCUUUCUCCCAGUACGUUUCAUGGAGAUGGAACUAUUGGAUCAAUCUGCCCGUCUCGGGGACUACGUUCGUCCUGUUGCUGCUCUUCCUAGACGUACAUAACCCAAGGACGAAGAUGCUUGAGGGCGUAAUGGCCAUUGAUUGGUUUGGAAGUAUCUCAAUCCUGGGCCUUACUUUGAUGUUGCUCCUUGGUCUGAACUUUGGAGGGGAGACGUUCCCAUGGGACUCACCUAAGGUUAUCUGUCUUAUCGUUUUCGGAUGUGCUAUGUCUCUGCUGUUCAUCUACAGCGAAAAAAGGCUUGCGAAAUAUCCACUGAUGCCCAUGCAUAUUUUCAACCAUGUGUCCAACAUUGCUAGUCUCACGGUCUGCUUUACACAAGGAUUUGUCUUUAUUGCUGGUGAAUAUUACCUGCCUCUCUACUUCCAGUCGGUCCAGGAAGCGUCACCGAUGCGCUCGGGUCUACUCAUCCUCCCUAUUGUGUUGAUGGAAGCCUUGAUGGGUGUUACAGCUGGAGUCGUCAUCCACCGCACCGGCAGAUAUCUCGAACUCAUCUAUAUCGGAGUCGUCCUGCUUACAGUCGGAAACGGGCUGUAUAUUCUGUACAACGCUACUUCAUCUCUAGGUGAAAUCAUUGGGUUCCAGAUCAUUAGUGGCAUCGGCGCCGGGCUCCUGUUCGAAGCGCCACUUAUCAGCUUACAGGCUGGCGUCUCGCAAGAGGACACCGCAACUGCUACGGCAACGCUGGGCUUUAUCCGAAAUCUUGCUACCUCCUCAUCAAUAGUCAUCGGUGGAGUGGUAUUCCAGAAUUGCAUGAAGAUGCAAGCACCUGGGCUUCGCGCAGCAGGGCUGUCAGCGAUCCUAACGGCAGAACUGACGGGAGGGGAUGCGGCGGCAAACGUCAUGACGGUCAGGAAGAUAAAAGAUCCCGCCCAGAAGCUAGCUGUCAAGGAGGCUUUCGCGUCCAGCCUCCGGAAUAUGUGGAUCUUAUACACGUGUGUCGCUGCUGUGGGAGUGGUUGCGAGCGCGUUCGUGAUGAAGAUAAAGCUGAGCAAAGAGCAUAAGGAGACGAAGACUGGCCUUAGGAAAAAGUCCGAUCCAGAUACCCCCGGUUCAAGUACACCCCCUGUUGUCACGGCAUGAACUAUGAAUCGAUGGGCCCGAGUAACCCGGAUAUAUUGAAAGAUUGUCGAAAUGAGAUUCCAGAUUAUGGCAAUUUUUCUUUGCCAU
Paecilomyces variotii is the source of this 1721-nucleotide messenger RNA. RefSeq names its product putative MFS transporter. The coding region runs from base 117 to 1634 and encodes 505 amino acids. Gene Ontology annotation, molecular function: transmembrane transporter activity. The transcript is spliced from 3 exons. NCBI's taxonomy places the organism in Eukaryota, Fungi, Ascomycota, Eurotiomycetes, Eurotiales, Thermoascaceae. The record is from RefSeq and is a predicted model, not a curated record. Gene Ontology annotation, biological process: transmembrane transport.